This is a messenger RNA of Cuscuta campestris, 2043 nucleotides long. The record is from the annotation of a GenBank genome assembly. Lineage: Eukaryota; Viridiplantae; Streptophyta; Magnoliopsida; Solanales; Convolvulaceae.
AAUUCAUCCUAAAAUUGAAAUCAAAUCUUUGCUGCUUCCCCUGGAUUCCCUUCCUCCUGCGAAGCAUGUUUGAGAGCUUCUCAAUAGCGGGAAAUGGAAUUUAAGAGAAGUGCCCUUUCUUCUUCAUUCUCCUUCUUCAACAAAUUCAGCCGGAGAAGAAUAUACUCUGUUGCUCCUUCUUCGUCCUCUUCCCUGCGUUCAUUUCACUCCCCCCCUGCACUUGUUUCUUCUUCACAUCGAAUCCGCCUUCAUUCUUCUAGAUAUGAUUUCGAUUCAGUACAUGAUUUAGACCACGCCCACGAACUGUUCGAUCAAAUGCUUCGCGCCCGACCCUUUCCUUCCAUCGUCCAGUUCACCAAGCUGCUUAGCAGAGUUGUGAAGAUCAAACAUUAUACGGCUGCUGUUUGCUUCUUCAAAGAACUGCGCGUCCGCGGUGUCCCCGUGGACGCCCAUUCCUUAACCAUUCUGAUUGAGGCCUUCUGCCUCUCGAAUCGGGUGGGGUACGGGUUUUGUGUUCUUGGGAUGUUCUUCAAGUGUGGAAUUGAUAUCGAUGCGGUGGCAUCCAACACCCUGAUCAAGGGUCUUUGUCUGGGUAAUAACAUUGUUGAGGCCGUAGGGCUAUUCAAGAAGUUGGUUAGGGAAGAGUUGUGUGAAUUUUACGAUAUCACUUAUAAUGUUCUUAUGAAUGGGCUUUGCAAGGCAGGUAAUACUCAAACUGCUCUAAAUGUACUCGUAGUGAUGCAAAAGGAGGGGCCUGAGCCUGAUCACGUAGCAUAUAACACUGUUAUUAAUUCUCUAUGCAAAGAUGGAUUGGUAGAUCAUGCUCUUGACCUUCUCUCUCAGAUGACAGAAAGAGGGGUUUCCCCAAACAUCAUCACAUACACUUCAUUGAUUCAAGGGCUCUGCAGUUUUUGCCGAUGGAGAGACGUUACGAAGUUGAUGAAUGAGAUGGUGCAGCAUAAUGUGUAUCCAAAUGUGUGUACGUUCAGUAUAUUAGUGGAUGCCUUUUGCAAGGAGGGGAAGCUGAAAGACGCCGAAGCUGUAAUUCAAAUCAUGAUUCAGCGAAACGUGUAUCCGAAUGUGGUAACUUACAAUGCUUUGAUUGAGGGGUAUUGUUUGCAAGGGCGGAUGGAUGAUGCUCGGAGAGCUCUUGGUCGGAUGAUAGACAAAGGCCUUCAUCCUGAUCCUACGAGCUAUAACACGAUAAUUAAUGGAUAUUGCAGAAGAAAAGAAAUGGAUGAGGCCUUCCAUCUUUUUCAUGAAAUGCAUCAGAAAGGGCUCUAUCCUGAUGCUGUUACAUACACAAUAAUGUUGCAAGGGCUGUUUCUGGCGGCCCGAUGUGAUGAUGCUCUAAAUCUUUUCCAGGAUAUGCAACUUUCUGGAAAUGCACCCAAUUUUCACACUUAUUGUGUCUUACUUACCGGUUUGUGCGAGAACAGACGUAUUGAAGAGGCAAUGUCAGUCUAUAGUAAGUUAGUCAGUAACGGGAAAGGUUCUCAUGCUUUUGGUAGCAUCAUGAUAGAUGCGUUGUGCAAGAUGGGGCUACUCAAUAUCGCACGUGGCGUAUUCAGUAACCUCAUCUUUAAAGGUCAAGACGUAAAUGCGUAUACGUACAAUGCAAUGAUAAAUGGACUCUGUAGAGAGGGGCUAACAGAAGCAGCCUUAGGCUUGUUAAGGAUAAUGGGCGAGGGUGGUUGCUCCUCACCGAAUACCAUCACUUACACGGUUAUUUUGCAAGAAUUUGUUAGAGCUAAGAAAUGGGAUGAGGCAAAACUGCUCUUGGAUGAAAUGGCUGGGAAGGGCAUUUCUCCCGAUGGUCGCAUGUUGUCCUUGAUGAAUGACUUGCUUGCCCUUGGAACCGGAGAUGAUGCAAUUGUGAAGAUGAUCUAAUAGUUGCUUGCAGAGCUGAUGAACAAUCAGUGAAUUGUAUUAUGGAAUGUUUGCACCACUUCCAGGAGACUACAGCCCUUAUUACUGGAAGAAAAUGCUGAGCACCAGAGGGGAUUUCUCUGGGAUGAAUGUGAAUAAAGGUUACACAGGGUU